Vicia villosa (hairy vetch) is the source of this 381-nucleotide messenger RNA. RefSeq lists its product as uncharacterized. Bases 1 to 381 code for a protein of 126 amino acids. Lineage: Eukaryota; Viridiplantae; Streptophyta; Magnoliopsida; Fabales; Fabaceae. The record is from RefSeq and is a predicted model, not a curated record. The transcript is spliced from 2 exons.
AUGUCUGAAUCAUAUGCUGUGUUCAGUAACAAUUGUGUGUCACGAAGAAGACACAUCCGCUGCUUCUGUGACCUUGAUUCGCCGCUCACUACCUCGUGGACGAAGGAGAAUCCUGGGUGGAGGUUUAAUGGCUGUGGGUUAUACAAGGGACGAAAGGGAUGUAACUUCUUGAACUGGUACCAUGAAGAAAUGCCGAUUCGUGCAAAGGAAGUGAUAUUGUCACUAAGGAAGAGAAUUUGUGAAGAUAAGAAGAAGGACAAUUUGAAGAUGAAACAAGAUGAGGAUUUGAAAAAGAAGCUAAAGUUAUGCCAAAGAGUAGUUGUUUUAGUUGUAGUGGUCAUUAUGGGAUUGAUAUCUACUGUCAUGUUGAAAAAGUGGUGA